Molecule: messenger RNA, 3045 nt
Organism: Heteronotia binoei (common prickly gecko)
Lineage: Eukaryota; Metazoa; Chordata; Lepidosauria; Squamata; Gekkonidae
Gene: NEURL1
Product: neuralized E3 ubiquitin protein ligase 1
Exons: 6
Coding region: 214-1881 (555 amino acids)
Biological process (GO): nervous system development; negative regulation of Notch signaling pathway
Cellular component (GO): postsynaptic density; plasma membrane
Molecular function (GO): ubiquitin protein ligase activity
Source: RefSeq, a predicted model, not a curated record
GCUGAGCCGGAGAGGGUCGGAAAGUGGGUGGAGGCUGAUCACAGGCUUCUGUCGUAUGUGCAAGACUGUAUAUUUAUUGAGAGUCAUUAACAUCUCUCUGUGUUGGAGGGUGCCCUGUGUCUUGCAUGCUGACAAUGAGUGCACGCCUGGGGUUCUGCAUCUCUGCCCAGUGAGAGGAAACUGCAAGGUAGCCAAGCCACCUUGCGCAGUACGAUGGGGGGACAGUUUACCAGAAGCAAGCUAUACGACUCCAUAGGUGGACCUUUUCCUUCUUCCUCUCACCGAUGCCACCACAAGCAAAAACACUGUUUGCCCAUUCCACAGUGUGGCACUCUCUCAAUCAGUCCACUGUUGUUCCAUCCACACACUAAGGGGUCACAGAUCAUCAUGGAUACCACACAGAAGGCAGUCAAGCGGCAGGCCAGCUUCUGCAAUGCCAUCACCUUCAGCAACAGGCCAAUUGUUAUCUAUGAGCAAGUGAGGCUCAAGAUCACAAAGAAGCAGUGCUGUUGGAGUGGGGCUCUUCGACUUGGAUUUACUGCCAAGGAUCCUUCCAGGAUUAAUCCAGAAACAUUGCCCAAAUAUGCAUGUCCAGAUUUGGUUUCUCAGAGUGGAUUCUGGGCCAAGGCCCUCCCAGAAGAGUUUGCCAAUGAAGGAAACAUCAUAGCAUUUUGGGUGGACAAAAAGGGACGUGUAUUUUAUCGAGUUAAUGACUCUGCUGCAAUGCUGUUCUUCAGUGGGGUGAGGACUACUGAACCACUGUGGGCUCUGAUUGAUGUCUAUGGACUCACACGUGGGGUGCAGCUACUAGACAGUGAAAUUAUUCCUCCUGAUUGCCUCCGUCCAAGAUCCUUCACGGCUAUCCGCCGCCCCUCGCUGCGCAGAGAGACUGAGGACACCCGACUGUCUGUGAGCCUUUGCGACCUCAACCUCCAGGAGGAAAACUUCCACGUCAUGGCUGCCAUGUGUCCUAUCCCUCAGAACUCCCUCAACUCCCAACAUUCCCAUCUUCUCCCAUCCCAGCUUGAAAGUGAUCUCCGUUUCCACCAGCUCAGGGGAGCUCAUAUCAAAAUUUUGGAUGACCAGACUGUGGCUCGUCUAGAACAUGCUCGAGAAGAGAGAACUUUGGUUUUUACCAACAGGCCCCUUAGAAUCAAUGAGACUAUGUUUGUCAAAAUUAACAAAUCCAAUACCUCGCGUACUGGAACGCUCUCUUAUGGAGUCACCACCUGUGAUCCUAGCACCCUGAGGCCCAGUGACCUUCCUUAUAACCCAGAGUCUUUAGUGGAUAGAAAAGAGUUCUGGGCAGUUUGUAGAGUCUUGGUGCCUCUUCAAAGUGGAGACAUUUUGGGUUUCAUGGUGAAUUCAGAAGGUGAACUGCAUUUGAGCCACAAUGGAGCGAGUGCUGGCAUGCAGGUCUGUGUGGACUGUUCCCAGCCACUGUGGAUGUUCUUCGGUUUACAUGGAGCAGUGAUGCAAAUACGCGUCUUGGGUUCUACUCUCAUGGCUGAGCGACUGGGCCCAUCUGCACCAAGUUCACCUACUUCAUCUCCAAACUCGCCCUCCAUCCUCUGCAGUGGAGUUUCUGAUCCCAUUCUGAGUACUUGUGGUUCUGGCCCACUUGGCAGCUCAAUUAGUGGCACUGCUCCCAACUCACCAGUCAGCAUGCCAGAAUCUCCUCUUUCCCCUUCCAUCUCAGGGUCCUGGAAUGACGAGUGCACCAUCUGCUAUGAGAACAUGGUGGACACCGUGAUUUACUCCUGUGGACAUAUGUGUCUCUGCUACACAUGUGGGCUCAAACUCAAGAAGAUGGCCAAUGCCUGUUGUCCUAUUUGCAGACGUGCCAUCAAGGACAUCAUCAAGACCUAUCGCAGCACUUAGACAAGCAUGUCAUAAAGGGUAGGGGCUGGGGAGAUCUGCUUUAUGACACUGAGACAUGGGAAAGGGCUGUUCUAGCAGCCAGUUUCCCCCAUCUUCACACAAGUCUUGCAUUUUGAACUUUGCAGCAUGUGGGCAAAACCCAGAGUUUUGAGGAUUACAGAUUUCUUCCGCCCCAGUUACCUAGCAGAGAGUUACUGCCAACCCUUAGAUGUGCAGCCCCCAAGAAAGAAUGGAUGCCAUGCCUUCCCUUACUUUCCCUGCACCUCCCUACUUUUCCUGCCUUCCCUCCACUGGGAUACUGCAAGAAGUAAACAAGGAAGGAAUGCAAAUAUAAUUGGAUUGUGCUUGGGCAUGGUAGCUUGCCCAGUUUGGAAGCCCAAUGGAAAAGGAAAAGGUCAUUUGAACACUAAAACCACUCUGGGGGCAGGAAAACCCACCUGGAAAUAUUCUUUCUCAGUUUUCCAGUCUUCUGGUGUAGCAAGAACAGUCACUGUUCUCCCAACAGUCAUCAGUGGCAACUGGACCCCCUUCUCCCCCCCAUAAGUAUCAGUUAUAUGCAUUCUGUGCUGCCCAUGGCACAGGGUGUGUGUGUAUGUGUACUUUACAACUUUCUCAUUCUACUUUCCACAGGUUCUCCCUUCUCUUCCUUUCCAGCCUGCAGCUCUCCUCCCCACCCCUACCUUUGGCAGCAGAUGGUUUUAUUCCUGCACAUGCCAUCAAUUCCUUCAUCCCUGGCUUCCCUUCUAUUGCCUCUUUUUCUCCCCUUCACCUUUCUUGAGAAUUGCAUCAGUGGCUGGAUUCAAAGGCUAAAGGGUUCCACUUACACCUGCUGUCUAAAAAUCAUGGAGAUCAUUAGAAGCCAUAAGGACAAAAGUUCACAAAGGCUCUUCAGUGGGAUAUUGGGCAUUUGCCUCAACUUAGAAGGAAAGUAAAUUCACUGGAAAUUCAAGAACUUCUGGCCAAAGUGAAUGUGUAUCACAGAGCUUGAUGUAUUUAGUUAUCAAGAGAGAGAGAUCAGAAUUGGAAGUGGGGUUUUUUUUGGUUACUUUUAUAUGCUUACUUGGUUAAAUGAAGGAUUCUGAAGGCACUCUUCCCAUCAUGUGAAGGACCAUAGACCUGGUUUCUCUUGCCUACACUGUUCUGAAUAUGUCUGAUGUGACUGCA